This is a messenger RNA of Eremothecium cymbalariae DBVPG#7215, 1761 nucleotides long. RefSeq names its product Tda7p (gene TDA7). Lineage: Eukaryota; Fungi; Ascomycota; Saccharomycetes; Saccharomycetales; Saccharomycetaceae. The record is from RefSeq and is a predicted model, not a curated record. The coding region runs from base 1 to 1761 and encodes 586 amino acids. The transcript has a single exon.
AUGAUGCCUUACAAUAAUACAAGCAGUCCAGCGAUUAAUAUAGAAUCUCCGAAGGUAUACCCACCGUCGAGCUUUUCUUCUGACAGCAAAACAGGGCUUAUGUUAUAUCCAGAAGUUAUAUCUGCAAUUUCAAAAGAGAGUUUAUCUCUAGGAGGGAUCCCUUCUUCUAGUAGUUUAGAGAGUUUAUUAUAUUCAGCGACAUCUGAAUCAACGGAAACUCCUAAGCAUACCGGCGAUUUAACAUUAGUGGGUUCAUCGAGUUCGGCAAUUUCGUCCCGUUUGACGGAGUCGAAUACAUCUGGUCAACUACUCGAUAGUAAUUCUGGUGGUGAUACUUCCCGUUCUGCUACUUCCUAUGUCCAGCCCUCAGUAUCUCCUACUCCAUUGCCUACUUCAGAGGCACCAAAUACUUCUGGCCACACCUCUGUAGCCGCAGUUCGUGAUACUAUGCCUUCUAGGAAGGCGACCGAAUCUGGUCAAAGCACCUUAUACCAGAGCUCAUCACUAUCUCUUGUUUAUUCUACUGCAAUAGUUGCACCUUCCGAUACCCCUUCAUCCGUCCAACAGUUGCAUUCACAUAAUACUUUAUUUGAAGUAACCACUCUCGAAAGUCAGACCCACGCAACGAGCGUUACUUCAUCCUCAGGAGACAGCGAUGCUGAAAGUUCAUCUAGUAGUGAAAAUGAUGGAAGAGAAAGCACGGAGGAUACAUCCGAUUUAUCAGUGACUUUUGUCACUCUUACGGUCUCUCUAAAUCCAACGGUGGUUAUACAUUCGACAGUUCUUUCAACGGUAUAUCCGACGCCUUCACAGACUACUCAAGACAGGAGCAGUAUUCCUCCGAUCUCCUCAAUCAACCUAGACGCAAUACCCACAGAUAAAACCUAUGUCAUCUAUACACAAAACUACCAAUUCACUGCAUCAUAUACAACAUUCAACACGGGUCUGCCGGUUACGUCAGUCAUGCCUACCGAAGUUUACUCUACAUUCUCCACACCAACUUCAGUUAUAACCACAGAUGUGGGUCUAUACAAGGCAUGGUCAAACAAUCUCUUUGGUAACCCUACCCCUUCUGCUAACCCAUACAAAGGGUCUAAAAAAAAUAUGAUUAUUGGAACUGUUCUAGGAUCAGUUUGUGGCUUCUUUUUUUGUUUAUCUGUAUUUUGUUUUAUGCUUUUUCGUAAGAAGAAGGCCCUACGAAAGUCAAAAGCUGAAAGAGGAUUUACCCACGAGAUAGGUUGUAGGCUCGAUUAUCCAGUGACUGAACAACAUGAUAGAUCCAGAGGCAAUGUUGGUGUGGGCCUUUCUGCCGACUUGCCACCUUUACUGAAGAGCAAAUAUCGUCUGGGGGUCCACAAGAAGAAACGUUCUGAAUCCGCACUCAAGGAAUUCUAUAAACGUAGAGACCUCUCCAACGGCCGCAGAGCAAGUAUAGACAGUACAAAUUCCAGUAAUCCUUUCAGAGAUGAAUUCGACUUUCAACAGCGAACUCAGCCUCCACCAGUCCCUCCCCGUGUGUUGCGACCUGCAGUACAUAUGCAGACAUCACGAGCCACAUUAAAACUCAAUGGACUCUUUAAUAGAUACUCUUAUGUGAGUUCAGUGAAUGAUGAAACCACUGAUAACCUUUCAUCCGAUAUCUAUAGUUCUGAAAGUGGAUCAAUCCCGAUUCUUCUAGCUCCCAGAAGUAGAUCUGACGCAGCAAAUCCAAGCCAGGUCACACAUGUAGGUUCUCAAAGUUUUCUUAAAGAGGUACUCUAA